GUCGGCUGCGGAGCCUGUGUGUCCGACAGACCCGGAGUUGCACUGAAAGACACUGCGCCGAACAGUCCGGCUUACAUGAGCGUUGUUGCGGAAUUAGUCUGACAUGACAACACAGCUGAGCAAAAGAUCUGGAACCAAAUCUCUGAAAUAGGUCUCGGAUGUUAUCCUUCCCUCUGAGCCGUGGUCAACAUCCCAUCUAGCCAGGUUUGACGACGAGGCUGCACACCUUGGCUUGGGAGUACUGACAAUCUUGACGCCACACCUGUGAGAUCUGGAGAGAGGACAGAGAUUUUGUAUUCAGCUUGACUCAUCAUCUUGUUCCCACACCACCUAACCAGACAGACGGAGAAACCUCAUCCCUUGUCCACCUUCCACUGCUGCUAGCUAGCACCAGCAUGGCAGACAGUCGGCAGCCAGAAGACGGUGCCCCCCAAUGGGACCCAUCAGGGGGGCAGGAGCCCACCGGAGCCAAUGGCUUCUCGUCUUCGACCUUCAGGACCUGUCAGCCUGGUGCGACCCACACACCUUACCCCACCAGGGAGAACGGCUUCAAUGGGGAACUAACUGGUGCUCACGCUGUAACUGCAGAGCAAGUGUCAGCACGGAUCGUGCAGGAAGUGACAGCAGAGGCAGUGGCAGUAUUAAAGGGAGAGCAGGAGACUCAAAGGCUGCCGUCAGUUGAAGACACCACAAAUUUGCCUCCCUCUCCUCCCCCCUCGCCUGCGGCAGAACACUUUGGUCCUCUGGAACAAGAUGUAGGGGAUGAGGAGGAGGCGGGGCCUCUCCGCCGCUUCCAAAAUUCGCGGGAGAGGUGCAAGUUCCUCGCCCCCUCCAUCUCAGUUUCCGUGCCUGAGGACGACCCCUACCACUCCGACGAGGAGUACUAUGAUCACCCAUUGUUCAGCCCAGAGUGGACGCACUCGGGCUCACGCCCCACAGGGCAGGCCGUGGCCUUUAGACAGAUUGAAGAAGAGACCAUGGAAGCUCUUACAGCUGAAUACGAGGAGGUGGAAGAGGAGGAGGAGGAGGAGGAGGAGGAGGAGGAGGAGAGUGCAGAGGCAGCAGAGUCCGAGACAGCUCUUGAUGAGCAGCAGUGGAGCGGGGAAGAGCCCGAGCUGGACAGCCCCCAAGCUGAGCCCUUAGAGCAGGCAGAGUCCAUAAGUGAGGCCCAGCAUAUAGACCUGGAGCCGGCAGAAGCAGCUAUUGUUGCUGCAGAAAUCUCUAUGGAGGAGGAAGCAGAGGUUGAGGAGAGCCCUGACACAGCUUUGAAGAUGGACAAAGAGGGCAGCGAGAAGAGUGGUUCCAUGAGCCCAGACAGCAUCGGAUCAGAGAAACGUCCAGAUGAGUUAUUUGAGCCCCAGGUCCAAGGGUUCUUUGCCGGUGAACGAGUUGUACCAGAGAGCCCCACCAUGGAUAUGCCAUCCUUUGUACCUCCGAAUGUCCAAAACCAAGCCAAAGAAUCUGCAAGAUCACUAACACUUCAGCCUACAUAUGGUGAGCCGAUCACAGUGUCAGAGAAACAGCCAUCAGUGGAGGUGGUAGAGUUCAGUAGCCUUGGUUCUCCCUCUGCUUUCUCUUCAGUGGGAGACAAAGUUCAAGGAGCAGACCAGACGAGAGAUGAAAGAGACCGAUCUGGCAUGUCAGCUUAUUUUGAAACAUCAGCAAUGGAGGUUGAUGAGGCUCCACAGUGUAAGGGCGAGGGCUACUAUGAACUGAGCAGAGCUGGUGAGGAGAAAGGUGAUUCCAAGCCUCAUGAAAUCAGCUACCACACACUAGCUGAAGCCCAGAAUAAACCUGAAACUAAAAGUACAGAAGACAGUAAAGUGUUUACUCUUCCUGAUAGGAGCAGUGAUUGCAGGCUUUCUCCGGGUAAACUGGCCUUGGAGCAGAGGAGUUACUCAUUGAAUAUCACCAUUGGAACAAUGGAUCAAGGUGGCCAAGGCAAACUUAGAAAUUUCUCCCCACUAGCCACUGAUAUCAUGUCCUACACUAGUGGAAGUCUCGAUGAGUCAGCAGACUACCUUCCAGUCACUACACCAUCAACGGAAAAGCCUCCAUCCUUCCCCCCAUUGAUCUUGGAGACUGCUGCUUCCGUCACUUCAGAUUCAUCAUCUCCUCCAAGGACCACAGAAACAGUUUCAAAACCCAGCCCUGAACCAGAGUCGCCAGAAUCGCCGCAGCCCCUUCAAGGUGCCUAUAAAAAUGGCACAGUGAUGGCGCAAGACUUGCCUGAAAUGCUUGACCUUGCUGGUACCCGUUCCAGACUAGCAUCAGAAAAUACUGAACCAGAUAUGUCACGAAGAAAGUCAAUUCAAGCUGAGGCUCUUGCUUUUACCGAUGACCCACUGGCUGGCUUUGUUUCUGGGGAACAUAGUCCUGGGGCCAGAAAGAGUGAUAGCCAGCUGGAAGAGAUGGGCUACUGUGUCUUCAGUGAAUAUUCGGGGCCAAUGCCGUCACCUGCAGAUGUGUUCAGCCCUACAGACACUUCUGCACAAGUCUUCACCCAUUCUAUCCUGCAGGAGAAAGUGGCUGAGCAGGCAAGGAAAAUGGCAGUCAGAGACUCAUCUGUGGAGGACAAUGUUCAGCCAUCAGGCGACGCAAACAUCAGUGAAGAGAAAGGUCAGAUGCAAGUAGCGAGAAAAGAUUCUGCUGAUGAACAGGCCGCAAAGGUUGAUGAUUAUCAGCUAAAUAAACCUGAAAGUGAGACCCUAGCUAUUCAGCUCAGUGAGGCUUUCAUAACUCCAACAGUUACAGUGACACUAGAAGAAGGUGGGAGAUCAAUGAGUGACAUUGAAAGGCAAGCCAGUGGUGAAGGCUCAGCAUCAGAAACUGAGAUUGCUGAUUACGAGAGGCAAAUCCGCAAAUUGGAGAUGGAGGACAGGCCACUCAGUAUGGAGGAGGAGAGAGAACUCCGGGAGCUUCGGGAGAAGGUGAAGUUAGUCCACCAGGAGGCUUAUGAGGAAGUGGAUGCCGAAGAUGUGUAUCAGCUGACUGGUGUGGCUAAGGACAGAAUUGCAAGGCCUGUCAAAACUUCACCUGCUUCAUCUGUUGAGAGCAAUAUUGAUGAUGACAAGUUGCUCUCUCCAGUGCUCUCACCUUCCAAGCUUAAACAAAGAGAAGUGUAUGGUUCCCCGAAAAGAACACCUUCACCAGUGUUUGGAAUAAACAAAGAGGAAAAAGAGAAAGAGGUUUCAGAAAAAACUAAUAUCGAAGAAAAAGAAGCAGCAGAAAAGAAAAUAAAAGAAGAGAAAGAAGAGGCAGAGAGGAAAAUUAGGGAAGAGGCAGAAAAGAAAGAAAAUGAAUUGAAGGAAAAAGAAGAAAGGGAAAGGCAAGAGAAAGAAGAAGCAGAGAGAAUACUGAAUGAAGAAAGAGAACGGGAGAGAGAACAGAAAGAGCAGGAGAUGAAAGAAAAGAAGGAGAGAGAAGAAAAAGAGAGAGUGGAGAGAGAGAUGAAAGAGAAAGAAGAAAAGGAGAAGAAAGAAAGAGAAGAGAGGGAAAAGGUGGAGAAAGAAAAGAAGGAAAGAGAGGAAAAAGAACAAAUUGAAAAAGAGUUGAGAGAGAAGGAAGAGAAAGAAAAGAUAGAGAAGGAAGAAAAACUAAAGAUAGAGAAGGAACUGAAAGAGAAGGAGGAGAAAGAAAAGAUAGAGAAGGAACUGAAAGAGAAGGAGGAGAAAGAAAAGAUAGAGAAGGAACUAAAAGAGAAGGAGGAGAAAGAAAAGAUAGAGAAGGAACUGAAAGAGAAGGAGGAGAAAGAAAAGAUAGAGAAGGAACUAAAAGAGAAAGAGGAGAAAGAAAAGAUAGAGAAGGAGGAGAAAGAAAAAAUAGAGAAGGAAGAAAGAGAGAAAGUGGCUGAGAUGCAGAAAGGGGUUGCGGGAAUGCCUGAGGGAGAAUCAAGACAACCAGAGGAAAAGGAAACCACUCAGUCCAUGGAGAAAGAGGCUGAAAAACUUGCGGAGGCUGAAAAGGAGCAAGGGAAAGUUGAGACAGAAAUGUUAGAGAAAGCUGGAGCAGGGGCUGCUGUCGAAAAGGAGAUGCCAGAGACUCACGCUGCCAUCGAGUCUGUGGUGACAGUUGAAGAUGAUUUUAUCACUGUGGUUCAGACCAUCGAUGAAGCAGAAGAACCGGGACACAGCGUUCGUUUCUCUGCUCCACCUGAGGCACCGGCCACUUGUGUUGCUGGCCAGAAAGAAGUAGAAGAGGAGGAGGAGGAGGAGUCUGUCGAGUUUGCCCAAGAAGCGGACAUGGAAGCUGCCAGUCUAGAAGAGGUUGGUGAUGUUCCUGAGACCCCUGCCUCCCCUGAGAAGGAGGGUCAUCCCAUAGAAACAGAAGGACCAACAGAAAGCUACGAUAGAGAUGAAACCACAAUGGACGACUCCAUCUUGGACAGCUCCUGGGUUGACACACAAGAUGAUGACAGGAGCAUGGCAACGGAGCAUAUUGAGCCAUUGCCCCAGAUGUCCAGCCCAGUCAAAAAGCCGGCUGUGGUCCAGGGCAAGCAGAGCCACCAGAAGAAGACAGAAAAAAUGGAAAAGACAGUCAAACAAAGGGCCAAGGGAGGGCGGCCAAAAGGCAGAAUCUCCACACCAGAACGCAAACCUGUUCGUAAAGAACCUGUCUACAUCCCAAGAGAGGAAGUCAGGAAGAAAAAAGCUGUGAUAAAGAAGACUGAGCUUACCAAGAAAAUAGAGACUCAGACUCAAUCCCCAUCCAAGAGGAGUGCGAUGAAACCAUCAGUCCGUCAUACCCGACCCACCCAGCACCACUCCUGCCCUAGAAGGAGAACCACAGAGGUGCUACCAGACAGUCGCCAGCCCCUUAGUGUUGCCAGGCAGUCUCGCGAAAGAGCAUCGGACGGUGGGUCAUGGAGCCCUGACAAGAGGUCUUCUCUAACGCGGCAUGCUUCCAUUCUGAGUCGUCGUGGUUACCAUGAACAUGAGGAGAGUUCAACCUCCAUCACAAGUUCUGGUUCAACAGCACCUCGAAGACCAACAUCGUUUCGGGCAGAGAUGAGGGCAGAGCACAGGACAGGACGAGCCGCUAGUAUGACAGAAUCAGUGCGAUCCCGUUCCGCUCGCAGUGGCCACUCCACCCCCCGCACCCCUGGCUCGGCAGCCAUCACGCCGGGAACCCCUCCCAGCUACUCAUCAUCCUCUAGGACUCCUGGAACCCCACGCUCCCUCAGCUUGAUGUCCCAAGAGAGAAAGGUGGCCGUGGUCCGCACGCCACCCAAGUCGCCUGCAACGACGCCCAAGCAGCUUCGAAUCAUCAACCAGCCACUGCCUGACUUUAAGAACAUCAAGUCAAAGAUUGGCUCCACAGAGAAUAUCAAGUACCAGCCUAAAGGCGGACAGAUUCAUAUUUUAAACAAGAAGCUGGACUUCAGUCACGUUCUUUCAAAAUGCAGCUCCCAGGAUAAUCUGAAGCAUAGACCCCGUGGAGAAAAUGUUCUCAUCCCCAGUGUUAGGCUGGACUAUAGCCAUGUUCAGUCUAGGUGUGGGUCGUUGGACAGGCGGGGCUACGCGGCAGGAGGUGGAAACGUGCAGAUUCAGAACAAGAAGAUUGACUUGAGCCAUGUGACCUCCAAGUGUGGCUCUCUGGACAACAUCAAUCAUCGGCCAGGGGGCGGUAACGUUCGUAUCGAGAGUGUGAAGCUGGACUUUAAAGACAAAGCCCAAGCCAAGGUGGGUUCCCUGGAUAAUGCUCAUCACUUGCCUGCUGGACGCCGUGUCAUGAUCGAGAGCCACAGGUUGUUGUUUCGCGACCACGCCAAGGCACGAGUGGACCACGGUGCCGACAUCAUAGUCCAGUCCCCCGGUAGGUCCGGCUCCAUGUCGCCCCACCGCCACAGAGAUAGCCAUCUAUCAUCCUCCGGCAGUCUCAACAUGAUGGAUUCACUGCAGCUAGCAACCCUGGCCGAGGAUGUCUCUGCAGCUCUGGCCAAGCAGGGUUUGUGAACACUGGAUCUCUGGAUUCUGCAUCGUGGACAUCCUCACCCUGAUCCAUUUGAACUCUCCUGAACCACUCCUGCCACCCUGAGGCCAUCCUCAGCUAAACCACAGCCUCUAAACACUCUCACUUCAAGUUUCAUCAUUUUUAGUAGAGACUGAAAUUAGGAGCUACUGUACUUUGGUCCUCUUCAUUUCCUAUUUUAAAUCCAAAUAUGUGCUUUUACUGAUUUGUUCCGUUGGCCUCUCUCUUUAUGAAUGAUGUUGCAUAGAAUAGUUCAGUCUGACCACUGGUCCCGGAUAACUUGUUACAUACAAAGUGGGAUCAGGCAUUGGCUUGACUGGUCCUGGAUCAGUAUUUAGAAGACGCUACAGCCUCUUUUUUUUUCUACUUUUAACAAGGAGUAAUGCGACCAGCACACCAUGCAGCACGUAUUGUUCCUGCUCAGUGCAUGGACGCCAAACCCCCUAAUGAACCAAGCAUCCUUACUGCAAGUCAUUCUUAUCACCCAAUAUUUAAUAUAUUUAACUAAUAUAUAUAUAAAUAUAUAUAUAGAAAUAUGUACAAAAAAAUACAAGUACUUUGCCAUCUACAUGUCCUGAAACAUUUUAAAAGGAAGUGACAAUAUGGCUAUCAAAUAAACUUGUAAAAUUGCAUUACUGCAAGACCUAGGUAAUGUUAUAACAAGCAUGUAUUGAUUCUAAUCUUAAAAGAGGCUAUUUUGUAACCUAAGAAAGGAUUUUAGUAAGUUAUUUCCUCAACCAUUGGUUUAAGAUACAAAAAAAAAAGUUCAUGUUUUGUAGUUAUUAGUUGUUUACAGUGUUAUGCUUGGUGACAAUGUCAGACAGCUGAAUUGGUGUUGCUAAGGAAUGUAUCUCAGUCCUGUUGAAGAUUAUCAUACACUUGUACCCGGUCAGUAGUUCAAAAUAGACGCAAAGUUAAAAGCAAGAGAUCAUUCCACACACCUCUGUCUAAUAAGGAAACAAAAAGUAUCUUGUCUUUACAGCUACAGAUGUUCAGCUCACAUGAACAGUGCGGUGGACACUCCUCUGAAAACACAGGCCGACGUUGCACUCAUCAGGACUGUCUGGUGUCUGGACUGAGGAAGACUGCAACACGGGACCUGAGAUUUAGCAGAAGACAAAAGCUACUCUGAAAUCUGUUUGUGUGUGCGCGUUUGAUGCAGAUCCAAUGCCGUUUUAUGACGUAUGCUUCCGUACCUGGAUGUUUUGUUGCAAUGUGUGGGAGAAGAAAGUGGAGAAAAAAAAAUAUUUUGAAAACUCAUCAUAAAGACAUUCAUGAAGAAAAACAAAAAUGGCCGAGGGAACUCGGAUCCUGUUUCAUCUCUUAGGAUAAAAAAAAGUGUUUGGGUGAUCUAGUUACUUUUUCAGACAUCAUUUGUGGUAUAUCCUGCCUACUUAAUGCCCUCACCUGAGAUUGUUUGCUUCUGUGUUUUUCUGCAUACCCCAUCUCCGUGUGCCCCCUUCCUGCCUCCUGCUCUACCCUUCAGCAACUGUAAAUGUAUUUAAAAGGUCAAGUAGAUGUAAGCAGUUUUUCUCUUGUUGAUAUGACAACAGUUACAAUAAGUAAUGACAAUAAAAAGGACAAAGAGUGA
Molecule: messenger RNA, 7561 nt
Organism: Labrus mixtus (cuckoo wrasse)
Lineage: Eukaryota; Metazoa; Chordata; Actinopteri; Labriformes; Labridae
Gene: map2
Product: microtubule-associated protein 2
Exons: 21
Coding region: 396-5954 (1852 amino acids)
Biological process (GO): microtubule cytoskeleton organization; neuron projection development
Cellular component (GO): neuron projection
Molecular function (GO): microtubule binding
Source: RefSeq, a predicted model, not a curated record